GGAGAGCUGGGGGAGGGGGCGCGGCGGCGGCGGCGGCGGCGGGAGCCCUGCGUGAGGGGCCGCGCUUUCGAGGCGGAGGUUAGGAGCGGGGAGCGCGCCCGGAUCCAGCGUCCUGCUUCUCCGCUUCCCGCGCUGAGCUCUUCGCCUGUCGCUGAGGCGUCGGUGCCAGCUGCGUGAAGGAUGGAGAGGGCGGGGCGCGAAUCCUGAGCCAGAGACUGAAGUGCUUGGGGGUGGGCCGAGCACUUAGGGGCCGCUCUUCGGGGCCCGGGUGGUCUGGAACAAUGUUGCUUGGCUGGGCGGCUGCGGGAUAGGGCGGAAGGGGACAGGCUUGAGGCUUGGAUAGGCGUGAGGAGGCGCUGACGACCCCACGACCCGAGGUUUGUAACUGUAUUCGGAGGACGCCGGGUCCGGCUGGGACUGCCAGAGGAACCUGGCUUUGCAGGACUACGGAGGAGUAACGUCGAGUGAAUUGGAAGAGGGCCCUGGGCCGCACAAGCAGCGUCACCCUUUAUACCAGAAAGCUGGCGGGCACUAUGGGGAAAAAACAAAACAAGAAGAAAGUGGAGGAGGUGCUAGAAGAGGAGGAAGAGGAAUAUGUGGUGGAAAAAGUUCUCGACCGUCGAGUGGUAAAGGGCAAAGUGGAGUACCUCCUAAAGUGGAAGGGGUUCUCAGAUGAGGACAACACAUGGGAGCCAGAAGAGAACCUGGACUGCCCUGACCUCAUUGCUGAGUUUCUGCAGUCACAGAAAACAGCACAUGAGACAGAUAAAUCAGAGGGAGGCAAGCGCAAAGCUGAUUCUGAUUCUGAAGAUAAGGGAGAGGAGAGCAAACCAAAGAAGAAGAAAGAAGAGUCAGAAAAGCCACGAGGUUUUGCUCGAGGUUUGGAGCCGGAGCGGAUUAUUGGAGCUACAGACUCCAGUGGAGAGCUUAUGUUCCUGAUGAAAUGGAAAAACUCUGAUGAGGCUGACCUGGUCCCUGCCAAGGAAGCCAAUGUCAAGUGCCCACAGGUUGUCAUAUCCUUCUAUGAGGAAAGGCUGACGUGGCAUUCCUACCCCUCGGAGGAUGAUGACAAAAAAGAUGACAAGAAUUAACGCUCCUGAGUACCAGCCCCUGUCACAUCUGACUGUGGGUUUCAAGUGGGAAGGGAAGGAGUUCUACUUGUCUUGACACCAUAGAGGUGGCUUGAGAAGAUGUCCUUUGAAGAGCCAGUAUAGUUUCUGUGCCCUGCAGCAGCCCAAGUGCUUUAAAGCCGUUUCAAGCUGUAUAGUUUGCACACCCAUCCCAGUGGAGGGGAAAGGGGAUAAGUGUUUCAAGGCAACCUUUUCUGCACUUUGCUGCGAAAAGCAAAGGGCCUUCUAUGAAGGACAAAACUUGCAGAAUUGGGUGUGUGGGAGAGCAAAAAAAUACUGUAGAUCUUCAAAGAGCAUCUCCACAACCCACAGCCUUCUUCCCAAUAGUGUUAACUCUGCAUUUUUACAGUGUAGCAUGUGUGUAGUUUUUGGCUAUUACUGGUGUAUUAUUUGGGGGAGGGAGGGAUGGGGAGGGGAGAAAGGGAGAUGGGUAGCAUCAUUUUGAUUAACAUUUGGGGCCUGAUAGGGGAAAUGGUGAAGCAAUGGAAAAAAACAGACAACUAAUGAUUUGCUUCUAUGUCCAGAAUAUUUUACCUUUAAAAAAAUGUCAUUGGCACCAUAAAUAAGGACUGUGAGAGACUGUUUAAAAGCUGUGAAUGUCUGAAACCUAUAAGCCAAGGUGUUCCCUGCCUAAACUUAUUGCUAUUCCCACAAAGGACUAAGCCUGUUCAUAAGUUACCAAAGUUGCCAUUUUGGAGAUGGAAAUUGACGAGGAGGGAAGGUCUUUUAUUGGAGAGUAUACAGUACAAGCAGAUCAUUCUGCCUUAGAGGUGCUAAUUCCUGAAAUUAGAAGACCCUUUCUUUUCCAGUAACGAAGUUAUAAAUAUCAGCUUGUUCAUCCAAGCCACUGGCUGAGGUGUUAGGGAAGAGGAAGAGGGUGGUAGAGGAGAUAAGACAGUAGGGAAAGACAAGGGCCCAUGCUCUUAGUGGGGAAAACUCUUGGAGCUGUUCUCUUUUUUGAGAUUUGAACACUGAAACCAUUGUUGGCAGGGUUCAGUCACUGACAGCACAAGUUUCACUGAAUUGAUCCAAGAGUUUAGUGAUUUCAAAAGCCUUGGUCUCAGGAGAAGAUUAAACUUUAAUAUUGGGCAGUGGUUCACUUUAAAACACACACACACAACAAUUUUUUAAGAAAUCCUAAGAAGUAACAUACCCAAAAUGCUCUGUCUUGAGUCAUGAGAUCCAUCAGUUCUUGAUAUUGUCUAGACUUGCAUCUAGAGCUACAUUGUAAAAUUCUUUUAGGCAUGUGUUAGAUUUCUGUGUAAACUUUGUUUAAAUGUAAACUUCAUACUACACUGUCAGUUUUUGUCUUAAUAAAACUAUAGAUUUAUAA
This is a messenger RNA of Pongo pygmaeus (Bornean orangutan), 2463 nucleotides long. RefSeq names its product chromobox 1 (gene CBX1). The transcript is spliced from 5 exons. Lineage: Eukaryota; Metazoa; Chordata; Mammalia; Primates; Hominidae. The record is from RefSeq and is a predicted model, not a curated record. Gene Ontology annotation, cellular component: nucleus. Bases 534 to 1091 code for a protein of 185 amino acids.